AUUACCACAUACACUCACAUACAUACACAUACAUACACACUCACAUACACUCACAUACAUACGCAUACAUACACAUUCACAUACACUCACAUAUAUUCACAUACAUACACAUACAUUCACAUACAUCUACAUACAUAUACAUUCACAUACAUAUAUACAUAUAUACAUGAAUAUUCACAUACAUCUACAUACAUAUACAUUCACAUACAUAUACAUAUAUACAUGAAUAUUCACAUACAUCUACAUUCAUAUACAUAUAUUCACAUACAUGUACAUACAUGUAAAUACACAUUCAUACAUAUUCACAUUCAAGAUUAAAUUUGAAUAUGUGCACAUACAUCUACGUACAUAUACAUCUAC
Molecule: messenger RNA, 360 nt
Organism: Loa loa (African eye worm)
Lineage: Eukaryota; Metazoa; Nematoda; Chromadorea; Rhabditida; Onchocercidae
Exons: 2
Source: RefSeq, a predicted model, not a curated record